This is a messenger RNA of Rotaria sp. Silwood2, 684 nucleotides long. The record is from the annotation of a GenBank genome assembly. Lineage: Eukaryota; Metazoa; Rotifera; Eurotatoria; Philodinida; Philodinidae.
AUGUUCCGUUUUGGCGAUCAAACUCCUGCGCUUAGGACGGUGGAAUGGUGGUCUAAAUUAUUUCGAGAAGGAAGAGAAAAUGUUGAAGAUGAAGAAAGACCUGGCAGACCUAUAACCGAGACAACAUCUGAAAAUAUCGAGCAAGGUCGUAGCCUUAUCAAUGAUAAUCCUCAUAUUACAAUACAAGAAAUGGAGGUUCAAACUGGUCUCAGCCAUGGCACUAUCCAUCGAAUACUAUCCGAUCAUCUGAAUUUGAAGAAACUCACUGCUCGUGACAUACCUAAGCAGCCGACUGAUUCACAAAAGGCUGAACGAGUUCGAAUAUGCAAAGAAAAUUUAGAAAAAUUCGAAUCAGGUGCAUGGAGAUUAUGUGAUGUUAUAACAGGUGAUGAAUCAUGGUUUUACCAUAAACACAUUGGUCGAAAGUUGUCCAAUUCUGCUUGGGUUUCAAGAAAUGAUCCUCCACCUACAGUAGUACGACAAAGUCCUUAUGCCCCAAAAACUUUAAUGAGCAUCUUUUUCAAAUCAACUGAUCCUGUUUUUAUUCAUCAUGUAGAACGGGGGCAGACUAUCGACCAUCGGUACUAUAUCGAUAAUUAUUUAGAACCUCUUAUUGAUAACAUCAAAAGACAACGUCCUACUUGUGGUGUCCAGGGUAUCAAACUUCAUUACGAUAAUGGGUGA